AAUCUCUCCUGGUCUCCCUUAAUCUCACCUGGUCUCCCUUAAUCUCACCUGGUCUCCCCUUCUCUGUGUAAAAUCCCCCCCAGGUACUCGGCCCCCCUCUAUGUUGACAUCACAAAGACGAUCAUAAAGGAGGGUGAGGACCAGCUGCAGACUCAGCACCAGAAGACCUUCAUUGGUAAAAUUCCCAUCAUGCUUCGCUCCACCUACUGUCUGCUGAGCGGCCUGACGGACCGAGACCUGUGUGAGCUCAACGAGUGUCCGCUGGACCCCGGAGGUUACUUCAUUAUCAACGGCUCUGAGAAGGUGCUGAUUGCUCAGGAAAAGAUGGCCACCAACACGGUGUAUGUGUUUGCCAAGAAGGACUCAAAGUACGCCUACACAGGAGAGUGUCGGUCCUGUUUGGAGAACUCGUCCCGUCCCACCAGCACCAUCUGGGUCAGCAUGAUGGCCAGAGGAGGACAGGGAGUGAAGAAGAGUGCCAUCGGUCAGAGGAUCGUGUCCACGCUGCCAUACAUCAGACAGGAAGUUCCCAUCAUCAUCGUGUUUCGGGCGCUGGGCUUCGUGUCGGACAGAGACAUCCUGGAACACAUCAUCUACGACUUUGACGACCCAGAGAUGAUGGAGAUGGUGAAGCCGUCUCUGGACGAAGCGUUUGUGAUCCAGGAGCAGAAUGUGGCGUUAAACUUUAUUGGUUCCAGAGGAGCGAAACCCGGAGUGACCAAAGAACGAAGAAUCAAAUAUGCAAAAGAAGUUCUGCAGAAAGAGAUGCUGCCGCACGUCGGAGUCAGCGACUUCUGUGAGACCAAGAAGGCCUACUUCUUAGGGUGAGUCCCACCUGUAUAGGUGUCUUUUGAGACCAAGUCCGGGUCAGUAUGUAGUAUGUCUGUAGAUUCAGAGGUUUCUGCCGGUUAAAGAGGAGUUUUUCUUGAAUGUUGGGAUCUCUGUAUAUUUUAGGUCUAGAUCGGCUCUUCAUGAAAAGUAACUCGACAUAACUUCUGUAAUGAUUCAGCGCCAUAUAAAUAAAAAUGGGCUUGACUUGAAUUGUGUAUUACUGUGUGUAGUAUGUGUGUAUUACUACCUCUUCAGGUUAGGGUUAGUGUGUGUGUUAGUGUGUAUUUAUAGUGUGUAUUACUACCUCUUCAGGUUAGGAUUAGUGUGUAUUUAUAGUGUGUAUUACUACCUCUUCAGGUUAGGGUUAGUAUGU
This is a messenger RNA of Anarrhichthys ocellatus (wolf-eel), 1204 nucleotides long. Its product is annotated as DNA-directed RNA polymerase II subunit RPB2-like. Gene Ontology annotation, biological process: DNA-templated transcription. The transcript has 4 exons. The coding region runs from base 190 to 828 and encodes 212 amino acids. Gene Ontology annotation, molecular function: ribonucleoside binding; DNA binding; DNA-directed RNA polymerase activity. The record is from RefSeq and is a predicted model, not a curated record. Lineage: Eukaryota; Metazoa; Chordata; Actinopteri; Perciformes; Anarhichadidae.